CAAAAGUUAAACAAGUUCAUGGUUUCACAGCAAGGUAAUUUCCGGAAGUUGUAGCGUGACGUAAGACGUGAGCAGAGUUAGCUAGCUUCUGAGCUAGUUAACGAGUUGUUGUUUCAGGGUAUACUCUUAGUUAUUUAACAACCAAGCAGCGGACAUUUCUGCCUAGGUCAUAGUCGAUAUAAAUUAUGGACGACGAAAGCUACCCAAGAACACUGUAUGUGGGGAACCUCUCCAGGGAUGUUACAGAGAUUUUGAUUUUACAACUCUUCACCCAGAUAGGACCCUGCAAAAGCUGCAAAAUGAUCACAGAGCACACAAGCAAUGAUCCGUAUUGUUUUGUGGAGUUCUAUGAACGCAGAGAUGCUGCCGCAGCCCUGGCAGCCAUGAAUGGCAGGAAGAUUCUAGGAAAGGAAGUUAAAGUUAACUGGGCAACCACCCCAAGUAGCCAGAAGAAAGACACAUCCAAUCACUAUCAUGUUUUUGUUGGGGAUUUGAAUCCAGAGAUAACUACUGAAGAUGUCAGGGCUGCAUUUUGUCCUUUUGGGAAAAUCUCAGAUGCUCGUGUCGUGAAGGACAUUACAACUGGCAAAUCAAAAGGGUAUGGAUUUGUGUCCUUCUACAACAAGCUGGAUGCAGAAAACGCCAUCUCACACAUGGCUGGACAGUGGCUGGGAGGGCGCCAGAUCAGGACAAACUGGGCAACACGUAAACCGCCAGCUCCCAAAAGUGCUCAGGACAACGGUUCGAAGCAGCUGAGGUUCGAUGACGUCGUGAACCAGUCGAGUCCUCAGAACUGCACGGUGUACUGCGGUGGGAUCCAGGCAGGACUCACAGAACAUCUGAUACGACAGACUUUUUCACCGUUUGGUCAAAUCAUGGAGGUCAGAGUUUUCCCAGAAAAAGGCUAUUCUUUCAUCAGGUUCUCCUCCCAUGACAGCGCUGCACACGCCAUCGUUUCUGUAAAUGGCACGGCCAUCGAGGGACAAAUGGUGAAGUGCUACUGGGGCAAAGAGUCCUCUGACAUGGCAAAAAACCCACAGCAGGUUGAUUACGGUCAGUGGAGCCAGUGGAACCAGGUCUACGGAGACCCACAGCAGCAGUAUGGUCAGUACAUGGGCAACGGCUGGCAGGUUCCUUCUUACAACAUGUACGGACAGACAUGGAACCAACAAGGAUACGGAGUAGAGCAGUCGCAGUCAUCAGCCUGGAUGGGUGGAUACGCCUCCGCACCGACGCCUCCCGAUGCCGCCAUGUCCAACGUUGGAAAUUAUAACAUGGCCGGCUAUCAGAUGCAGUGAGAUGGAUCCGACCUAAACGGAACGCCAAGGGAAUAUAUACGGCACUUUUCAUCUGAACAGGAGAAACCAAUAUAGCCUUUGUGGCUCAGAGUCGGUCCCUUUCAAACCCCCGACCCACAACUGGUUUAUAUUGUUUUAAAAACCUAUAUGGCAAUGAAAAACUAUUUUUUUGGAUUAUAAGAGAACGCCAAAGAAACUAACCUGGCCCAAAUCCUGAAAAGAUAAACCAAAGUAUUUGGAUCCUUGAAUCUUAGUCGUUACCUUUGGAGGAAAUCUGCUAAUGUCUGAGUUUUCCAAACAGAAACACAGACAACAAAAACAAAAUUGUUUUUCAAAAUUUGUAACUAAUUUUUUCCAAAAGAGCCUCCAAAUUAUUCAGCAGCUCACAGGAAUCUGAUAAGGAUGAAAACCUAAACCUGAAUUAUUCUUCCACUUUGGAAGAGUUUUAAAAAAUAUAUUUGAAUUAAAAUUUACCAAUAGUUCUGUGAUAUAUAUAUAAUUUUUUUCUUUAAAGACAGGAUAAUCUUUCAUAUUAGUUUUCAUCUUUAAGGUUAGUGUCUGAAUGCUUUGUAUAAAUGAGUUUAUAGGUAGACCAGCACUGAGCUGUAAGGAGAAAUCAGCUCCAUGUUGGUCUACAGCUUUAACCUAUAAAAUGUCAAAUUUAAAUUGGAUUUUUUUUCCUCUUAAUAAAGUUUGUAUAAAAAGAGAUUCGUAAAAAGCCACCUUGAAUAUUUUUUUUCUAUAAUGAGAUGCAUGUCACAGACAGUGACAGGUUUAUUUUCAGAGGAUGCUGCUGCCAAGUUUUGAAUUUCUGGAGUUAAAUCUGAAAAUAAAAGGCUUUAUCUUUUUAUAGUUCCUGUAAAAACAUUAAAAUGGGUGAAAGUAACUUUAAAAGUUGGUGAGAGGAUUUUUUAGAUUUUAUUUUAAAUGGUUUAAAGCACUUCUUUCUUUUCUCGGCUCCUUUACAGGUCUUCAUUUCUGGUUGGUAACAGGAUUUAUUAAACUUCUUUUUUUAAUCCUCUCCACCUUGGGUAACUUGUUCUGAUUUAAGACAUUUCUUAUAUCAGAAUAUUUUUUUUUGUAUCCUGCUGUUUGGGUUUUAUUUGUCUGUGUGAUGUGUCAGAAUUUAAAGGGCAUGAAUCAGCAUUUUGUUAAGUUUUUCUUUUAACUCGUUUUUAGAUUUCUACCUCCAGAUAGAUUAUGACUUCCAUGUUAAAAAUUAAAGAAGACACAAACAAGCAAGAGCGCAUUCAAGAGUUGCUAAAACAUGUUAAAAAAGUACAUUUCAUCCAGGAAAAAUUUAACACUGGUUAAUCCAAAUUUAAAACUUUAAAGUGAACAUUUUUUAGCUAGGUCUACCUAACCAACGGGCACCCUACUUUAGGAUUUAAAAGCUCUGUGCGGUCAGGCCGGUCUGCCGGUUUGUACAUAACGAUCUUAAAGAUUCUUGUUACAAAAAUCCGCAAAUUAAUUAUGAAAGGAAUUCAAUUAUGAAAGCCUCUGGGUCUCUGAGCAAGACCCUUAACCCCACACGACUCCCUGGGCGCCCCAUGAUGGCAGCCCACUGCUCCCUAAGGGGAUGGGUAAUAUGAGAUCAAUAAAGAUCAAUUAUAAUUUAGAUAAAACCGUCAUUUCAGCUCCUGCUCUGACAGGCAUUGAUAGGUACAUGUUAAAUAUCCGAGCCAUAAGGUUAUAUGCUAGUCUCACGUUUCUCCACAUAAAUUAUCCAUCUUCAAAUGAUGACGGUAAAAUUCAUUACAGUAAUGUAUUUUUGUAAAUAAAACAAAUAUUCCGGGUUGGAUGGCUACUGAAGCCAAUUAUCAGGGUUAAACAUCAAUGGGUAACAGUUUAGUUUUGUAAAACCAGAGGAUAGAUAAUAACUUGAAAAAAUUAAGAAUUAUUUGAUCAAACUUUAUGCCUACAAGCAGCCGUGGCUGCCUUGGUCUGGCUGUUAACUCCCUGCUCAAGGGAGAGUGUCAGCUUCAGUUAGGUUUAUGCUUUAUACAUUUAAUUCCUUUUGAAACCAGCUUUUAAACCAAGAACACAGCGUCUCAUUGUAAUUAUAAAACAGCUGCAGUUAAAGUCCCUUUAAAAUACUUUUCUGCUUUGUUAAACAACUGGAGGGCUAAUGAGGAAUGAAUAUCUGUUCAUUUUGAAAUGUGUAGACUUUAAGCUUCUAAUAGGACAUGCCCUUUAAAAGCUCUUUCCUGUCUGCUGAACAAAAUAUUUAGUUUCUUUUGAGUUUGGAGAUGAAACGGGGAGUAAUAUUUGUUGAGUGUGUAAAUAUCAAACUUUGAUCAUGAACCUCUAUUAAAAGAAAAUGUACAUAAUGUUGGUAAAACUUAGGAUUUCAGUCUCUUUGAAUUUUAGCAAUAUAAUUUAUGAAUACGCCUUAAAUGAUUUGAUAAUAAAAGUUGAACAGUUUUUUUUGAAAAAUAUCAAAUUUUCAGCUUCGUUUCCCCACCUUUGAUCUUUUUUUUUUGUGCCAUUUCCUUUGUGCACCAGGAAGCAGAUACUCUGCAGAAACACUUCUUCUAAUGUGGAAUGUAACGACAAGCUCCUUUGUUGAUAAUUGGAUCUGCUGAAGCCAUGUUGAAAAAUAAUGCCAACUCCUUUUAGAAAAGUCACUUCAAAUAAAGAAGCAUUUGUACCUCG
Molecule: messenger RNA, 3953 nt
Organism: Cyprinodon tularosa
Lineage: Eukaryota; Metazoa; Chordata; Actinopteri; Cyprinodontiformes; Cyprinodontidae
Gene: tial1
Product: TIA1 cytotoxic granule-associated RNA binding protein-like 1
Exons: 12
Coding region: 186-1298 (370 amino acids)
Molecular function (GO): RNA binding
Source: RefSeq, a predicted model, not a curated record